GAAGUCGUUCAGCAACAUUCGCCACAACCAGACGUCGCAGCACUGCCGGUCCCGGCUGACCUACCUUUGCCAGCCCCACACGAAGUCCAGCCAGCGCCCAAGAAAGGUCCCGCUUUUCCCCCACUACUAGAGGACCACGCCGCGCCAGACUUCCUGUAUCAUCGCGUUUCCGCUUUCGCCGCCGAUCGCCUAGUCAAAGCUCAAUAUACAGAGCUCUACUACUUCACACCUGAAGGAUGUCGAGUGGCAUCAGAGCAAUUUAAAACCACAAAUUCUGACGCUUUUGGAUUGUUACAGGGCCCUGACGGCUUAGCGUCCUUACAACCGCAAAGCACGACACGAGCCCUAAAACAUGUGAUCAGAGAUGCCGACCUGACCUGGGAACAGUUCUCCCUAGCCGUCCCUACCUACUUGCGAGAAAUCGAGCGAGCCGACUGGCCCAAGACUCACGUCGAAAUGAUCUCCGAAGCCCUACUCCGCUACCAAGCCAAAACCAGAUACGACUGGCACGAACUCAUCUCUCGCGGGUCGCCUUCGUACUCCCUCGCGCUCAUCAACAACAACCUGUUAGACCAAAUGUGUUCUGAGAUAGCAGAUGAAAUAUUCUUAGCGCAGCAGAAGCAGUUGUUUCCCUCCAAACCCAUCCUGUGCAUUCCACAUGCUACUUUCCCCCCCCUGCAUCUCACAUGCACCUUCACUGCAUCUCACACGCACCCUCAUCGCGUCUCACAUGCAUUUUCUCUUCCCCCCCCCCCCCCUGCGUCCCGACGGUGUCUCCCGACCCGCCGAUGAUCUCAAUGUCGCCAUCCAAUGUGCACGCAUCCCUGCGGCCAUGCCCACACCAUCGGCGCGUUCUCACUCGCCCCAUCUACAAUAUGACACCACGCACACUGCAGUUCUCACUGCUGACGGAUGCCCAAAUUGGAGGCGGUACCCCCAGUCAUGGUAGACAGUUCAAUAGCAGAAACUAUCCUUGCCCACAAACUACGUCUCCUGUUCCACGGUACAAGCGUCGUCGUUCACCUUCUGCCAAAUAUUACAUGGAUGAUCGGCGAGAUGAUCGCAGGCUCAACAAAUGAUGUUCAUCGCGCCUGGACAGUUUUCGCCCCACGACAAAGUCGGGCGACGCACCUCUGGAGCGGCGCCAAAGCUCGAUGUCACUGAGAUGGCAGAGGCCGAAUCAUCAAUAACCAGAACCAAGAGCUCUGUACCGAGUGGCAGCGACGAGGCAGCUGCACGUCCACCAGCUCCUCCCAUCAUCACGAGUGCUCCGGCUGCGGAAAACAAGACCAUGGCGCCCACGCUUGCCCUUUCGCUGAGAAAGCAUAAAGCUUUCACUCCACUACACGCAGACAGCUGGGAACAGUAUCUACACAGCAGCGCGCUCACACCCAAGUAUCCUACUCUUGUUAAUAGUA
This is a messenger RNA of Somion occarium, 1418 nucleotides long. Lineage: Eukaryota; Fungi; Basidiomycota; Agaricomycetes; Polyporales; Cerrenaceae. The record is from the annotation of a GenBank genome assembly.